UACACCUCCUUCCCAAAAAGAGGACGGAACUCAAACGACAGAAUCGGGUGAUAGAGUGUGACUUAAAAACAGGGCAGAGAUAGAGAGGGAAGCAGCGACCUCCUACCCAAACCGAGCUAAUAAAAUGCAUUCUGACUCCAGCUCGAGCAGAUCUUCCUCACCAGACAUGGAUGGGAUGUAUCUCAGAGACCACCUCAAUUCAGUGUCCUCGACGCAGAACGAACUCCUCCAGAAGAUGACGAGCGAGCACCUUUCUAGGCACGGGGAAAAGUCACCUGGCGGGAGCAAGUACAAACUCAAAAAGCAAGUGACCGAGCAAGAGAUUCAGCAUCUGAGGCUGAAAAUCAACGGACGGGAGCGCAAGAGGAUGCAUGACUUGAACCUGGCGAUGGACGGCCUCCGGGAAGUCAUGCCGUACGCACACGGUCCGUCCGUGAGAAAGCUGUCUAAAAUUGCCACUCUCCUGCUCGCCAGAAACUACAUCCUGAUGCUCAACAGCUCACUGGACGAGAUGAAAAGGCUGGUUGGAGAAAUCUACGGCGGACAUCAUUCUACGUUCCACUGCGGGACAGUGAGCGGGCACUCUGGCAACCCAGCGCAUCAGGUGCAUCCGCUGCUCGGGAGCGCGCUGUCCUCGUCCACAUCCUCCACCCUCACCACCACUUUACCGGGACUAACCUCCAUCCGAGCACCUCAUUCCCUAAUGAAGAGUGCCCCUGCACCCCCUCUUCAACUCGGCAGCGGUUUCCAGCACUGGUCAGGUUUACCUUGCCCGUGCCCCAUAUGUCAAGUACCUCCACCCCCUCAUAUUCCUAUCAGUUCAGCGGGACUGACGAGACUUACAAGUGAAAACAAGGACGUGAUGAAGUAAUUUGGGACAUCCGAUACAGAAUGGUGUCAACGUGUACAGUAAAUUGUGAAUUGGACAUGAAGAACGAACCUCAAUGCAUGCAUUGUUUGUCUGUUUAUUUGUUUUUUGCGUAUGAGAUACCCUAAAUAUCCUCCCUGUAACAAAGAUCCUGUGAAAAUACUUUUUUCAUGGUAAAACUUUUGCCGGUUAUUUGGUGUCACCAGAGAUGCAUUCACACAGUGUACAUAUGUUUCUUUGUAAAAAAAAAAACAACUUCUAAAACAUUAAGCUGUAGAUGUCUGAAUGUAACCUUACGUUUCCAGCACUGAAGGUGAUCGUAGCACAACAUACUUGCUGUUCUG
Molecule: messenger RNA, 1212 nt
Organism: Oncorhynchus gorbuscha (pink salmon)
Lineage: Eukaryota; Metazoa; Chordata; Actinopteri; Salmoniformes; Salmonidae
Product: oligodendrocyte transcription factor 3-like
Exons: 1
Coding region: 125-871 (248 amino acids)
Molecular function (GO): protein dimerization activity
Source: RefSeq, a predicted model, not a curated record